Dacryopinax primogenitus is the source of this 1452-nucleotide messenger RNA. RefSeq lists its product as uncharacterized. NCBI's taxonomy places the organism in Eukaryota, Fungi, Basidiomycota, Dacrymycetes, Dacrymycetales, Dacrymycetaceae. The record is from RefSeq and is a predicted model, not a curated record. Bases 1 to 1452 code for a protein of 483 amino acids. The transcript has 3 exons.
AUGCCUCGUCCACAACGCCCGCACCGUGUCUGGAUCGUCGAAGAUGUCAUCUGUGACGUCAUGUCCUACUGUGCCCCUCGAGACAUCUGCAAUCUUGGAAUGACGUGCCAUUGCCUCUUCCAAAUAUACCUCGACGUUGUUUUUGGCGAGCUAGACUCAUUGGGCCCACUCUAUGGCGUGUUGCCGGAUCCCUCUCUGUCUCCGGCGGCCCCAACUGGGUUAAGGUCCCUUAUCUCUCGUAGCCAUGCGAGCAAGAAAGCGCACAAUCCGAAAACCCACUCGGUUGGCCGUAUCACGAUGUACACCGCCCGCGUACGUUCCCUCACCAUUGGCCAAGGUGGAGAGGAUGACGCGCACCGUAUCAAUAACCUGCGAUCGAUUCUCGGUCCUCUGCCAUUGCAGACCUGUUUCCCACAGCUGCAGUCAUUGCGCAUCAUUGCCGACGAUCCGAGAACCGUUGCGAAUUCGAUCCCGUUGGCGCUACCGAUGCUGCGUUCGUUCGCGCUGAUCAUCAAUUUCGAAGACCGGAAACUCGAUCUCUCCGUGAAAGAUUCAUAUGAGAGCAGUGGUUUACCGGUAUACUUCCGACAUCUUCGCUCCCUGUCGAGGUUGGACAGUCUCACGAUUACAUGCGCAAACACCAGCAGACGCCCCGUGAGUGAGGUCGAGGCACAUGGUCUGCUGUAUCUUACGCGGCAAUUCCCCCGACUCUCCACGCUUGACAUCUCUAACCUCAUCCUGACCGAUACACUCGUCCACAACCUAUCGAAGUUGCCUAUGCUCGAACGACUUUUUGUUUGCCUUCCAAAUGGAAAAGAGUCGGUGUUAACGCCGGGCCCCCUUGCUUUCUCAAAUCUGCAUCACUUGACAAUCAACUGUGAUGCGACCGAGCUCUCCUGGUUCAUGCAUGGCCUGCAAGCGCCACACCUCGCAUCCCUUCAACUACAUGCUGGAUGUAGAGCGUUAUGCCCCCAAACUGCGCCGAAAUUCAGCGAGCUUGUGGGAGCGAAAUUCCGCAACCUGCGAGUGUUCGGUUUGCACGUAUGGUCUGAGGACGGCUCCGAUACGUGCUGGACUUUCGCAUCUUUUCAUGGUAUGCUGAGGUGUCGCGCAAUGGAAUGUUUUGGAGUUAUGCUACCGUCUCUGGUCAUUGCCACAGACGAAGACGUACAACUUAUUGUCAAGGCGUGGCCCCGACUGCGGGAUCUUCAACUCGGACACUCGCAGGUUACGAGCGACUUUGAACGUCCUUCGCCUGGCAGUACUUCCCUCUUUAUCCAAGGACCGGGCUGCGUCGCUUUUACGAAUGCCAAGCUCCCCCUCACGGUUGCAGGAGUUAUGCUUGCACGACCUUCCAACGACGAGACCAUCCUCAACUUUCAUCGACGGAAUUGCUCAUGUUAUCCAUCAUUUAUUCCCUCAAAUCCGGUCAUUCACCUGCACCUACCGUAA